Auxenochlorella protothecoides is the source of this 390-nucleotide messenger RNA. RefSeq lists its product as hypothetical. NCBI's taxonomy places the organism in Eukaryota, Viridiplantae, Chlorophyta, Trebouxiophyceae, Chlorellales, Chlorellaceae. Bases 1 to 390 code for a protein of 129 amino acids. The transcript has a single exon. The record is from RefSeq and is a predicted model, not a curated record.
AUGCUGUCAUGUAGGUUGUGCCUUGCAUACAGGAGAAACACCCACCCCAGCAACACAAACACACACUCACACACCUUCUGGCUUGGUCCCAAAGACCGUGUUCCACUCCUCAUUCCAGGUGGCCUGCACCUUGUCCAUGAACUUGUCAAAGGUCUCGUACUUUUCCGGGAACAUGGGCUCUGCGCGUGUACGUGGUUGUGGAGGAGGGAGAAUCGAGCCUUUGCAAUGCUGGUGCACAUCAGGGCGCAGGGAAUCUUGCGUUCCAAGAGGGCAAGCCGGUCGUGGGUUGAAGCUCCACAGCCCCCUCCCAGGUGCACAGGAGUGCAGGGCACUGAAGGCCAUACCUGUCGGCCCCCCGACUCAGGCCCAAACAGGCACAUACCAGAGUAG